AUGGGUAACGGAAUAACAGUCAAUAAAAAACAAUUGCCCGGUGUACCCCAACCACCCGGUGCCCGAAAGAUUGUUGUUAUUCCAUAUCAAAAUUGGAUUUCUCAUGAUGCACGUCGUUUUGGUCAUUUUAAUCAAUUUAGUACCGAUCCUAGUUGUGAAGUAUCUUCCAAUAAUAAUACUAAUGCAAUGUCAUCUGCUCUCCCAUCGGUAUCAUCAAAUUCAUUUUCUUCUCCGUCGUCGUUUGUCUCAAAUUCAUUAUCAUUAACAAAUGACUUUAUUGUUCAAACAAAAACGCAAUUUUCAUCAACAUCCGUUCCUUCAUCAUUAACAUUUUCGAAUAAUAAAUCAAAUAUACGCAAUAAUAAUAAUAAUAGUAAUAGUAAUAAUCCAUCAGCAUCGACAUUAGUCGGUUCAUCAAUGACCUUAUCAAAUUCAUCAUCCACAGUAGCAUGCUCAUCAACUGUCCCAUCGAAUGAUCUUGAUUCACGUCGUUUGCAUCCGAAACCAAUUUAUUAUGUAAAUGGACGAUUUUUUAAAAGUUUAACACGUCUUGGCGAUGCGCAAUUUAUAUUAAGUGAAUACGGCGAAGAUGAUAUUAUAUUAACUGUACCAUCGAAUAUCGAACGUUAUCGGACAAAUGAUAAUGCUGUGCGCGAUCGUAUACAUCGUUUAAAUCGUGUUAUUGGUUGCUGUGACGAAUUUAUGGUCUUUCAAUUAUGGAAAGGAAAUAAUGAAGUGGAAAUAUUUCUAUUUGAUCGACCUGUACCCACCGAAUCAUCAAAACCGAAAUCAUGUAAAAAAUGUACAUGUUUUCGUCGGCAAUCACGACAACCAAAAUCAACACUAAUUUCACAAGAAGAAGAACAACAACAACAACAACAACCGAGCCCAAAAUCAUUACCAUCUUCAUUGAUCAUUGAAUCAACAACACGUACAAAUCGACACAGCUCAUUGAUGCAACAAGCUGCAUUAAGCGCCUAUGAUACUGGCGAAACGCAACGUUCACCAAUAAAAUCAUGUUCAUUAUUAAAUAAUACGGAAAAUCGUUUAGAUAUGCAAAAUGAUGCAUAUGAAUUUGUUGACAAUGCAAAAAAAGCAUCGUAUCUAAUUGGCUCAGCUCGAUGUGCGUUGGUAACGACGUCAGCUGUUGCUGUUGUUGCCACUAAUAGUACUGCUAUUGCUAAUACUAACAGUAAUGCUAUGACAUCGACUACGUCGAAAACCCGAUUUGGGAAAUCGGCGAGUCGUUCAACUAUGGCAAAUGCACGUUCGUACUCGAUUUCAAAUGCCAAUGACUUGGCUAACAAUAAAAACCAACAGAAUCAUUUCCUCGAUGAUUCUAAGCAUCGUUCAACACCUUAUUUGUCUUCAUUGAAAUCUUCAUCAUGCACUUGUAUGAAUGAUAGUGAUUCGAUUUUAUUACCAGCAUCAUCUGCACCCACAUUUUCUCUAUCAUCAUCAUCGUCGACAUGGAAUAGUCGUAUUGUUCGAAAACUGAAUUCAGUUGCGCAUCGCUUUAAUGCGCGUUCAUAUACGUGUUUGAUAUCACCGGAUCGAACUAAACUAUUAAUAACACCGGAUUAUGAAGAUAAACAUUCAUAUAGCCAUCAAACUCAUGAAGUUACUGUUAUUUUUGAUAUAAAAACCUAUGUGAUACUUCGCAUAACACCAGCUCGUUAUGAUCAACGAUUUUCAUUUGAUCCUCGUUAUGGUCAUUCACGUUUAGCAGAAUUUGAUACAGUCCGCGGUCAAAUAACCGAUAUUAAAAAAGAUCGUGUUCUGGUGUGUUCAAAUCAUACAUUAAAAACAAAAGUUUACCGCGUUGAAUAUACAAAUGAUGGUCAUCUUAUUAUUGUUUUAUGCACACUUCCAAUAUUUCAACGUGUAAAACGAAAUUAUUUUUUAUAUAUUUUAAAUUCGUCCACACUAUUACAUACACGUAGUAUAAUCGAUUAUCGCGGCCCAUUUUUUUCGCCAUUUGUAUUUACAAAUGAAUUUUCACUUUUAUUUAAUAUCUAUCCGUCAUUAUCGAACUGUUGUUCAACAUUAGCGAUUCUAAAAAAUAUUGAACCAUCAUCUCAUGUACGUCUCAUUGAAGUUUAUUCAUUACCAAACACCUGCACAACAUUAAAAGCAAUAGCACGACGAAAUAUUCUACGUUAUGUUGAUCGUAAGAAAAUCAAACAGUUACGUUUACCGGACAAUUUAAAAGCUUAUUUAGCUUAUAAGCCACAGUUUGUUUAA
Molecule: messenger RNA, 2244 nt
Organism: Rotaria socialis
Lineage: Eukaryota; Metazoa; Rotifera; Eurotatoria; Philodinida; Philodinidae
Source: the annotation of a GenBank genome assembly